This is a messenger RNA of Nilaparvata lugens (brown planthopper), 2871 nucleotides long. RefSeq names its product CWF19-like protein 2. NCBI's taxonomy places the organism in Eukaryota, Metazoa, Arthropoda, Insecta, Hemiptera, Delphacidae. Gene Ontology annotation, cellular component: post-mRNA release spliceosomal complex. The record is from RefSeq and is a predicted model, not a curated record. The transcript is spliced from 11 exons. Bases 149 to 2536 code for a protein of 795 amino acids. Gene Ontology annotation, biological process: mRNA splicing, via spliceosome.
GGUUAUGUUCAUCUUUCGAAAGACUCUUGUGGAGUUGUGGACCUUGUGGUUUUGCAAGUUACUUUAAUUUAUAUUUUAUAAAUAUAAACAUUGCAUUUUCUACUAUAUUGGUAUAACAUCAAUAUUAAAAAGACCUUGCAACAAUCGAAUGCUAAUGGAUUCACAUAAAUCCCACCGUAAGCAUAAAAAAGUCAGGAAAAAGAAAAAAAGACGCCACAAAUCUUCAAGUUCGAGUGACAGCACUAGUAGUGAAGACGAAUGGGUAGAAGCUCCCACUGCCUCCCAAAAUUCGACCAAAAGCAGAGACGAAGAUAUACAGAAGGCCACCGCUAAGAAGGAAGAAGAUAAUGACGAGUGGGCAUCUUUUUCUGGUCAGUUCCGGACGAGAGAAGAAAUACAAGAGAAACGAAAGCCGAAAAAAGAGGAACGCGUGAAUCUCGACAAGUUAGGCCAGUCCGCCCGGGAGCUGAAUCCGUAUUGGAAAGAUGGCGGAAGUGGUCUGCCGGAGGAGGAGAAGGCGGUGGUGGGCGGAGGGGCAGUGGGUGACUUUGGCCUAGACUGGCUGCGCAGAGCGAUGCGCCGUAGCAAGGAGCAGGCACUGGAGGAGAAGCGGUCUCUGGAAGAGGUGGUUGCUGAACGCUGGGGGUCUUUGGCCAAAUUGGAAUCAUUGAUUGCCGAGGCGGAGGAGAAGCAGAGGAGAAACAGUCACAAAUCAAACUACGACAACAAUGACAGGUAUCAAAGAAGAAAAUCAUAUGACGUCACUAAUCGAAGCGAUGACGUCACUUCUAAAAGAAGAUUCAUGAAACCCAACAACGAGUCUAGUGGAGAUGAAGAAGCCGAUCAUCGAAAGAGAAAAACUGAUAAAUAUGGGGAUGACGAGUAUGAUAAGUGGAAGAAGGAGAACAAGAGGAAUAAGACUUUCGCGAAGCCACGGGAUGAUGACGAAGAGGAGAAAGAUGGGAAGGAAGAAAGGAGGGAGAGAGAUAGAAGACGAGAUGACAGGGAGAGAGAUUGGCGGAGUGGUCGCCAUUCCUCUUCUAGAAGCAGCGGUGGGUGGAGGAAAAAGUCGGCGGACGAAGGAGGUAGAAGGAGGAACGAGGAGGAUAGCGAAGAAGAGGAGGAGGAGAAGAAGGAUGGAAGGAGGGAGCGAGAAUCGACCUUGACUUCUUCUUCUAGUGGGGGAUGGAGGAAAAAAUCAUCGUCAGCAAAUGAUGAUGACGGCAAAAGGAGAGUUGAUGACGAUGGUGAUGUGCCGGCUCGAAACGCGUCCAAUGAACCGUCGUCACGUGACGAGAGUAAACAAGAUGGCGGCCUCGUGACGUCAUCGGUGCUGACUGCGGACGAGCGAAACGAGUUGGCUGCUAAACUGGUGAAGGCUGAAAUUAUGGGAAAUACGGAGCUAGCCGCCGAACUGAAAUCGCGCCUGGAACGGGCUCGGGAAGCGGCCGCCGCGCCUGAACGCGUGGUGCUAACAGUGACCGAUGGGCGCGGUUUCACUCAGCCGCUAGCCGCGCCUGCCGCGCCCUCAAACCGUGCCGAUGCCAGCCGCGGCAAAAGCGGAAAGAAGGUGAAGACGCACGAUGACAGUGGAAAGCGGGUGCGCUAUUUUGCAGACGACGACCGAUUCACGCUGCAGGAGAUGUUUGAAAGAGAGAAACGGAACACUGCUGAAGAUCAGAAUGAGAUGUUUGCUCGUCUUGCUGGCAAGAAAAUCGGUGACGACGACAGUGCUCGAGACAUGGACGACGUGUUCGAGGAGACGGCGUCGCGAGGGGGCGGGGCGCGAGAGGCGGCGCGUGCGGACGAGCGUGCGCGUGCGAGAGCCAUCGGCCAGCACCAGCGUGCCACACGCGCACACGACAACUGCAGCUGGUGCCUCGACAGCCAACACCUGCUCAAGCAUCUCGUCGUUGCAAUCGGCAGCAAGGUGUACCUUUGCCUGCCACCGCAUGAAAGCCUCACCGAAGGUCACUGCCUGAUUGUGACCAGUCAACAUGUCACCUGCUGCGUACAAGCCGACGAGGAAGUCUGGGAAGAAAUACAGGUGUUCAGAAAAGCGCUGGUAGACAUGUUUCUGGAGCAAGACUUGGAUUGUGUGCUGUUUGAACAUGCAGCUGGCUUUUCAAAGUUCCCACACCUGGUGUUGCAGUGUGUACCUCUGCCCAAGGAGCAAGGAGAUUUGGCUCCCAUCUACUUCAAAAAAGCGAUCUUGGAGUGCGAGACAGAGUGGUCGACCAACAAGAAACUGGUUGAUCUGGCAGGCAGUAAGGGGGGCGUGAGGCGGUGUGUGCCACGUGGUCUGCCCUACUUCUUCGUCGACUUUGGCAUGCAGUCCGGAUAUGCGCACGUCAUAGAGGAUGAACACCUUUUCCCCAAGAACUUUGCUCAGGAAAUUAUCGGUGGCAUACUGGAUGUGGACCAUAACAAAUGGCGGAAGCCCCGACGCGAGAAAUUCGACGACCAGCGGAAAAAGGUUGUCGAAUUCACAAAACUCUGGAAACCUUUCGAUUUCACCAAAAAAAGCGAUGAUUGAAUCUUAGAUAAAUAUUUUACUUGAAUAUCUUACUUCAAUGGAAUGUCUUACUUCAACUUAAUACAUGUAAUCAGCCAAUAGCUUGUUCGAACUUACGACCUGUUCAAACUUUGGCUUGUUCGAACUGUUUUUCUACUAUUCAUUCAAACUUAAUAUAAUUAAACUUUGAACGUAAUUAAUCACCGGUAACCAGGUUACAAAAACCUGUAAUUUUGGCUAAAAGCACAGAAAACUUGACUGAAUAAGGAAAAUUAAUUGGCAAUUUUAGUAUGCAAACAUAUCCUUCGGCUCCUGUUCCUUAGCCGCUUCCUUUCCUUCAUCGUCAUCGUCAUCCA